This is a messenger RNA of Drechmeria coniospora, 1371 nucleotides long. RefSeq names its product PCI domain-containing protein. Gene Ontology annotation, molecular function: double-stranded DNA binding; RNA binding. The record is from RefSeq and is a predicted model, not a curated record. Gene Ontology annotation, cellular component: transcription export complex 2. Gene Ontology annotation, biological process: transcription elongation by RNA polymerase II; post-transcriptional tethering of RNA polymerase II gene DNA at nuclear periphery; poly(A)+ mRNA export from nucleus. The coding region runs from base 1 to 1371 and encodes 456 amino acids. The transcript is spliced from 6 exons. NCBI's taxonomy places the organism in Eukaryota, Fungi, Ascomycota, Sordariomycetes, Hypocreales, Ophiocordycipitaceae.
AUGAACGAACUUAUCCAAGAAUUUGUAAAGGCUCAGGAGUUACACAACGGAUACUUUCUGGCGCAGACAAUCUCCCCCGUUCCGCCGCAGCAGGAUCCUGACAGGCUUAGAACGGUGUGGCAAAGCACGAACGCUCACAGCGUGAAGGGGGACAUCAAGAAUCUGGUAAAAACGCGGACGUCUCGCCGAAUUCGCUUGGACAACGAUUUGGUGAACGGGUGGGUGGCCGUGUACGAGUCGUACUGGAAGGCUGUCGGCGUGAUACUCGCUGGUGAGGGCGGAAAGUCAUCAUGGACCGAGGUGUACGAGGCGUGGAAGAACCUCACGUCCAACUUGAUCCGUGGAUACAACAGCUUUGGGUUCGAAGCGUGGACAAUCCCAAGCCUGUAUAUGGUGGGGAAGUACCUCAGAUUGUUCGCCAUCAAAUCCGACGACGAACGUAAGCGCAACUCGACAGACUUGGCCGGCGCCGCGUCUCUCAUGCAAGAUGACUUCGAGGCGGAUUCCGAGCAACAAGCUCAGCUGAGAGACUGCGAGCAACACUUGAAACGUAUCUUUACGCUUUGCCUCAAUGACAGAGCUCCGCUCGAAGAGUCACGGAAAUGGGGCAUCUACUUCAUCAUCAACUUAUUGUUCAAGACUUACUUCAAGCUGAACGCGGCGUCGCUGUCGAAAACCAUCCUGAAGACCCUGGCCGCCUACAAUGAGAAAGGCGACAUGCCACCCUUGGAUUGCUUCCCGAAAGCGCAGAGAGUGACCUUCAAGUAUUACGAAGGCGUCUUGUGUUUUCUCGAAGAGAACUAUGUACAAGCAGAGAAGCAUCUCAUGGAUGCGUGGAGCCUUUGCCACACAGAUGCCAACGCCAACCUGGAGAAAAUAUUGACAUACCUCAUCCCGUGUAAGCUGUUGACGAGCCAUGUCCUUCCGACGAAAAAGCUCCUGAAGCCGUUCCCGAGGCUGCAGGCACUGUUCCUCCCGCUGGCGCGGUGCAUCCGACGAGGCGACUUACGAGCGUUCGACAUUGCGCUACAGAAAGGUGAGGAGGAGUUUGUCAAACGGCGAAUCUACUUGACGUUGGAGCGGGGUCGCGAUAUCGCACUGCGUAAUCUCCUUCGCAAAGUCUUCAUAGCUGGUGGAUUUAUCGAUCCACCGGAGGAAGGCGCUACGCCCGUCCGCCGGACGCGCGUGCCUGUCGCGGAGUUUCGAGCCGCCAUUUGCAUGGGCAGUGGUGGCGACAAAAUUGAUUCUGACGAGGUGGAGUGCCUGCUGGCCAACAUGAUCUACAAGGAUCUCAUGAAAGGCUACAUCUCACGGGAACGAGGCAUCGUCGUGCUGUCCAAGAAAGGUGCUUUCCCUGGAACAGGGCUAUAA